Closterium sp. Naga37s-1 is the source of this 2456-nucleotide messenger RNA. The record is from the annotation of a GenBank genome assembly. NCBI's taxonomy places the organism in Eukaryota, Viridiplantae, Streptophyta, Zygnematophyceae, Desmidiales, Closteriaceae.
ACUGGGUGAUCAACCCGCAGGCAUCGCUGUACCAGCAGUUCCAGGCGGCACUGCUGCUGCUGGCCAUCCUCAUCGGCAUCGUUGAGCCCUUCAACGUCGCGUUCCUCGACACCGAGAAUGUGUUCACGCCAGUCAACGUGUUCAUCUAUUGCACCGACGCCGUGUUUCUGAGCGACGUGCUGCUCAGCUUCUUCGUGCCCGAGUUCCGAAUGGGCGAGUGGAAGACCAGCCUCGCCAGCAUUGCCGUCGAGUACCUACGGGGCAUGUUCUGGUACGACAUGCUGGCAGCGCUGCCAUGGGAUCUGGUGCUCAAGGGCGUGUAUCAGCCCACCGGCACCGCUGCUGUCGCCCUCUCCGCCUUCGGCCUGCUGCGACUACUGCGCCUCAUCCGCCUCUGGAACGUGCUGUGGGACAUGGCAGUGGACGUGCGGUACGACUACAUCUCCACCAGUGUGCACAAGUUUGCCCUCCUCAUCCUCUUCGCCGCCCACUGGUCCGCCUGUGUCUUCUUCCUCCUCGCGCGCGUUCGCAACUUCAGCGAGGACACGUGGGUGGGGCACUGUGAGCCCGACCUGCCUCUGCGCCCUCCGCUCGACGCCUAUGUCACAUCCAUCUACUGGGCGAUGACCACCCUCUCCACCACAGGCUACGGCGACCUGUCAGCCUUCACAGUACCGGAGCGUAUAUGGGCGGCGCUGUUCAUGCUGGUGAAUCUGGGCCUCACGGCGUACGUGCUGGGCAACAUGACCGUGCUGCUCACCAAGGCCGACGCCCACACCGCCACCUACCGUGACCGCCUCAGCGCCAUCAACCGGUACAUGCGGGCACAUGUGGUGCCGGCCUCACUGCAGGAGCAGGUGCAGGCGCACCUCAAGCUGCACUUCGACACCGCGGAGGUGAGGGACGAUGUGUUGUUGCACUGCCCAUCAUCCGUGCGCACGCUGGUGAAGCGCCACGUGUACUCGCGCUUCGUCAACUCCUCCUACCUCUUCGCCGGCACCUCCAACGUCUUCCGAGACCAAGUGACAACGCGGGCCAAUGUGGAUUUCUUCCUGCCACACGUGGACCUGGUGGCAGCCGGCAACAGCACCACGGAGCUGCUCAUCAUUGCCUCGGGGCAGGCGCAGGUGCUGGUGUGUGACAAGGACGGCAACGAGAUGCAGUGGUUUGUGCUGCACGAGGGGGACUGCGUGGGAGAGAUCGCCUUCCUGUGCGACCUCACGGAGCUGUGGACGGUGCGCACGCUGUCGGUGUGUCGGGUGCUCUCCAUCUCACGAGACGACUACCGCUCCGUGGCUCGCACUCACCCCGCUGACGACCGCCACGUCAUCGCCAACCUGCUCAACCGGGCGCGCAGCAGGGCGGAGGCGACGGCCCGGUUCUACCCCGGCAACAGCACCAUGGCGGAGCUGUCUCUGCUGCUCAAGAACGAGGUCGAGUCGUUCCGCAACCGGCUGGUGCAGGAGACGCUGAUGAACCUGUGCUAUGCUGCCAAGCGUGGCGACAUGCUGGAGUGCUUCCGCCUCGCCGCUGGCGGCUUUGAUGUGGCGGCUGCUGACUACGAUGGCCGCACGCCCAUGCACCUGGCGGCAGUGACAGGGCAGGACAAGGUGGUGCAAUUCCUGCUGGCCCAUGGAGCACAGGUGAACGCCAAGGACGCCUUCUGGCGCACCCCCCUGCAGGAGGCCGUUGCUGCCGGCCACUGGAGCACCGCUGAGAUCCUCCGCAGCAACGGGGGCGAGCUGCAUCUGCGCAACCAGGGCACGCAUCUGUGCCGCCUGGCCAGCUCGUCCAACUCGCACCAGCUGGCGCGGCUGCUGGAGUUCGGCGCUGACCCCAACUCCGCUGACUACGACGGCCGCACCGCGCUGCACGUGGCGGCUGCUGAGGGGCACCUCAACGUGGUCAAGGUUCUGCUGCAGGGAGGGGCGAGCCCUAGUGUGCGGGACCGGUGGCAGCGCACGCCCAUGGACGAGGCGAGGGACAACAACCACACAGUUGUGGUGGCCACUCUGCUGCGCGCCGCUGCCUCCGCCACCCCCACUCCCAGCCCCCGCUCCCCCACCCCUCACCCUUCUGCUCCUGCUGCCGCUGCUCCUGCUCCAGCUGCUGGUUCUCCUGCAAAUACUCCUGCUGCUCCUCCUCCUCUUCCUCCUCCUGCUGCUGCUUCGUCAUCCCACGCCAGCCCGAUUCCUCCUCCUCGUGCCCUUCCUCUGUCUCCUGCCGCUCCUCCUGCUGUGGCCUCUGCUGUUGCACCUUCCUCCCCCACUGCACCCUCUCCUCCCACUACCGCCUCGCCACUAGCCCGUUCUCCCAUUCCUUCCGGCACGGCCGCACUUGCAUCAAAUGCACUGGUUCUUGAACCUCCUGCCGUGACUCGCUACAAGAUUAUCGCCAAUGGUGUCUCCAGAUCAGAGUGGCGGGCAGAAGAGCAGCAGCACGCGCAGCUCUCCUAG